AUGGCUUCAGACGACGAAGACUUGGAUUGCCCUCUGUGCAUGGAGGAAUUUGACAUUGCAGAUUGUAAAUUCAGGCCUUGUCCAUGCGGCUACCAGAUUUGUCGAUUCUGCUGGCAUCACAUAAAAACAAACCUUAAUGGUCGUUGCCCGGCAUGCAGACGAGCAUAUACUGAUCAGAUUGUCGAAUUUGUUCCUGUGAGCGCAGAGGAGAUUUUACGUAGCAAAAAGGAGAAGAAGGAAAAGGAACGCCAGCAGCGUGACAUGCGAGACCCGAAUAGGCGACAAUUGUCUGGUAUGCGAGUCGUCCAAAAAAACCUUGUAUAUGUUCUUGGUCUUGGUUCAAAACAUGCUAGCUUAGAGAACGAAUUCUUUAAGAAGUAUGGCAAGAUCAAUAAACUCGUUGUUAGCAAACGAUCUGUUCCAUCAGCACAGCAAUCAUCAUCCCAGGUUUCGGUUGGUAUAUAUGUGACCUAUGCCCGGAAAGAAGAUGCUGCAAAGGCAAUUGCUGGACUCAAUGGGGCUGUGUGUGACGGCAAGGUUAUAAGGGCCUCGUACGGAACAACCAAAUAUUGUACCUACUAUUUGCGGAAUAUGCCAUGCCCAAACCCAAAUUGCAUGUAUUUACAUGAACCAGGAGAUGAUGUGGACAGUUACAGCAAAGAAAAUCCAGCAAUUGGGUGCGUACAAGCUAAUAUAAUUCUUAUGAGAGGGCUAAUAUAA
Messenger RNA from Phycomyces blakesleeanus NRRL 1555(-), 720 nucleotides. RefSeq lists its product as hypothetical. Gene Ontology annotation, molecular function: metal ion binding; ubiquitin-protein transferase activity; RNA binding. Lineage: Eukaryota; Fungi; Mucoromycota; Mucoromycetes; Mucorales; Phycomycetaceae. The record is from RefSeq and is a predicted model, not a curated record. The transcript has 4 exons. Gene Ontology annotation, biological process: protein ubiquitination. Bases 1 to 720 code for a protein of 239 amino acids. Gene Ontology annotation, cellular component: CCR4-NOT complex.